Anastrepha ludens (Mexican fruit fly) is the source of this 2256-nucleotide messenger RNA. RefSeq names its product dipeptidase 1. Bases 307 to 1833 code for a protein of 508 amino acids. Gene Ontology annotation, biological process: proteolysis. The transcript has 4 exons. The record is from RefSeq and is a predicted model, not a curated record. Gene Ontology annotation, molecular function: metallodipeptidase activity. NCBI's taxonomy places the organism in Eukaryota, Metazoa, Arthropoda, Insecta, Diptera, Tephritidae.
UAUGCCAUUUUAAAAGUCAGUAGAGUGCUAGUGUAUAAAGCAAGUUUUCAAGGUUUCUAAACAAUUUCCAAGCUCCAUACAAAAUGACGAAAAGCUGUAUUUGUCCUUUUGCAAAUACUUCACGCGUCUCUCCAUUGCGCAGGAGCAGGACAUUUGUCAGAUGAAAAAUCAAUAAAGCUUUUUCUUCAUAUCAAAAAGUGUAGAGCCAAAAGUACGUGCUGAGUAACUGAAUGCUUAUUGCUUACAGCCGUCUAAAAUAAUUUAAUUGCAAUAUUCUAGCCUAGUCACCCAAUCAAUGGCAGUAGCAUGAAUCCAGUGCCAAAUCGUGAAUACAUAGAAGUAUGCGCUGCCGCCAUACACCAUCAUCAGCAGCAUCAGUAUCCACAGCAUCAGCAUCAGCACCAGCACCAUCAGCACCAUCAACAACAUCAGCAAGUUGCACUCACCACCCUACUUAAUCCUGCACCACCACCACCACCACCGCCUGCACAACUCGCACACCCGCACGAGCUUCAGCCGCCAUUACACGAGCAUCAACCACAUUGCAAGCAGCAAUGUUUUGUCUUCACAGAGAUCGCGGACAUUGAACUACCGCCUGAGAUUACGAAACUUGGCAGUGAGAAAUUAAAGAAUGGCGCUAUAGCUGCCGCCUCUUAUAAAAUGAGCGCGUGCAGCGAUGCGGGCAGUGAGCCAAGCCGAUCGACGCGUAGUCGCCGACUGAUAGUUGUGCUCGGUAUAAUGCUGGUGUGCAUAGCCAUGGCAGGUGGCAUUCCAUUGGCGCUGCAGUUGCGUUCUUCCUCAUUGUUGGAGGCGCGGCUUGCCUUUAUACGCCGCUUGCUGGCCGAAUCGCCGCUAAUUGAAGGCUCCUCUUGGCAGCCACCGAUGCGUGAUGUUGUCAACCGCAGCAGUAGUAUGCUAAGCGAGGUGCGUCGCAAUCAUGUAGGCGCAGUAUUCUGGCCAAUUUCAGUGCCGUGUGGUGCGCAGUAUUUGGAUGCAGUGCAGUUGGCGCUGGAGGGCAUCGAUGAGGCACGUCGAAUUACAGCAAAUACGGAUGCCCUGCACAUUGUGCUUUCCGCAGACGAAAUGGAACAGACGCAUAUCCGAGGUGAAAUAGCCGUAAUGUUGGGUCUUGGUGGUGGCCAUACGUUGGGCGCCAGUCUGGCAGUACUGCGUUCAAUGUAUUUGCUGGGCACACGCUUUGUAUCGAUUACGAGCUUGGAGUGUACAACACCCUGGGCAGCUGCCUGCAUACGCAGUCACGACUACUUAUUCGAGGAAAACGCAACACACUCCAUCAAUGAGUUUGGAAAGACGGUACUUUACGAGAUGAACAGAUUGGGCAUGCUUAUUGAGAUUUCACAAUUGUCAGAGGCGGCUAUGGUGACCGCAUUGCACACCGCCAAAGCACCCGUUUUGCUUUUAAACGCUGUACCGAUUUCGGUUUGCAAUAGUUCAAGCGUAGCCUCCAUACCCGAUCGUGUCCUAAGCUUGCUGUCGGAUAAUGGUGGCGUUAUUAUGCUGAAUUUGGAACGGUGUGAUGAACGUCGCUUCUCUGUACGCGAAGCUAUCAAUGCCAUUAAUUAUGUACGCAAGGUAGCCGGCGUUGAUCAUAUUGGACUGGGUGGUGCGCCCAAGAGUUAUGCUUUUCUUCUCGCUGAGUUGGCACGCGAUCGUGUUUGGGGCAAUGCCGCCAUCAAAAAGUUGAUAGGUGGCAAUGUUGUUCGCAUUCUGCGUGAAGUGGAGACACUGAAGAAUCGCUUGCCCUUAUACGAGGAGUGGAUACCGCGUGAAUUGGUGGAGAGUACUUCAUAUUGCCGCUACCCUGAGACAUAAGUUAAGCUCUUUUUGAGAUGAUGUUAAAAAAAAAUAGCUAGUAUUUUUGAUGGAGUUUUUUUUUUGUUGGCAUAUGCACAUAGUAUACAGUUAAUUCCACCCACCCAAACCCCACUACGUUUACCAACGGUAUAAAUACAUAUAUAUUUGAAAACAAAUAAAUGCAAAAACAUGCAAAGAUACGCUCAUAAUGACUCCACAGCUACAUAAAUACCUACUACAUACAAAUGUACAUCGCUACCUGAGAGUGACACACUUGUGUGUGCACUCUCACGCUGGUAUUAAAUACUUAAAUAUGUACGUGUACGUGUGCUUAUUGCUCCUUUGCCCCCUAUGUUGGAAAACUAAAAAUAUUGUGUUAAGUAUAUUAUUUAAUGAAAUAUAUUAAAAUAAACGAAAGUAAAAAUAAAAAAAUUAACAACA